GUUCCACAAUGGUACAGCCAGCAUCUUGCAGCACAAUGGUUGCAAGACGGUGAAGGGGAGUGUGAUUCAGCAAGGAAAUCUCUGAUUCCCCCCCCUUUUAAUUUAUUUAUUUUUUUGUUGUUGUUGUUGUUGUUCGGAGGCUAUCCUUUCUUUCCUUACAAAAAUAAAUCCUUGGCAGAGAUAACUGCGUCCCUUUGCUUGCACCUCGCCCGGCGGAAUGUAUUGAAAAGGACUGUGUCAACUGGACCAGGAUCGUCGUCAGCUGGCACGGAAUGUUCGUUUGAUGUCUCAGAAUCCAGUGCAAUAAGGAAUGUAUUUUUGAGUCGCCAUUUCUUGUAUUACUGCAGUGAACCGAUCCUGGAUGUGAAGAUUGCCUUUUGUCAGGGGUUUGGUAAACAAGUGGAUGUUUCAUACAUCGCCAAGCAUUACAACAUGAGCAAAAGCAAAGUGGACAACCAGUUCUACAGUGUGGAAGUUGGGGAUUCUACCUUCACAGUUCUCAAACGUUACCAGAAUCUAAAGCCCAUUGGCUCUGGGGCUCAGGGAAUAGUUUGUGCCGGCUAUGAUGCUGUCCUUGAUAGAAAUGUGGCCAUCAAGAAACUCAGCAGACCAUUUCAGAACCAAACCCAUGCCAAGCGAGCUUACAGGGAGCUGGUGCUGAUGAAAUGUGUCAACCAUAAAAAUAUAAUCAGCUUACUAAAUGUUUUUACGCCACAAAAAUCAUUAGAAGAAUUCCAGGAUGUUUACCUGGUAAUGGAGUUGAUGGAUGCCAACCUCUGUCAAGUGAUUCAGAUGGAGCUGGACCAUGAGAGAAUGUCUUACCUGCUCUAUCAGAUGCUGUGUGGUAUCAAACAUCUGCACUCUGCUGGAAUCAUUCACAGGGACCUGAAACCUAGCAAUAUUGUGGUGAAGUCUGAUUGUACACUCAAGAUCCUUGACUUUGGGCUGGCAAGGACUGCGGGCACAAGCUUCAUGAUGACUCCCUACGUUGUGACCCGUUAUUACAGGGCUCCGGAAGUCAUUCUGGGAAUGGGAUACAAGGAGAAUGUGGAUAUGUGGUCAGUGGGGUGCAUCUUUGGUGAAAUGAUUAGAGGUACUGUGUUGUUCCCAGGCACUGAUCACAUUGAUCAGUGGAACAAAGUCAUAGAGCAGCUGGGCACUCCAUCCCCGGAGUUUAUGAAGAAACUGCAGCCGACCGUACGCAACUACGUAGAAAACAGACCCAAGUAUGCAGGGCUUACCUUUCCCAAGCUCUUUCCAGACUGUCUCUUCCCUGCUGACUCUGAACACAACAAACUCAAAGCCAGCCAGGCUAGAGACCUCUUGUCAAAGAUGCUUAUUAUUGAUCCUGCUAAGCGGAUAUCAGUAGAUGAAGCCUUACAGCACCCAUACAUUAACGUCUGGUAUGAUCCUGCGGAAGUGGAGGCGAACCGAGAUCUCGUCCAAAUAUCCAUGCCCCCUCCACAAAUCUAUGAUAAGCAGCUUGAUGAAAGAGAACAUACUAUUGAUGAAUGGAAAGAGCUAAUCUACAAAGAAGUAAUGAACUUCGAGGAGAAAACUAAAAAUGGUGUUGUGAAGGGACAGCCAUCUCCUUCAGGUGCAGCCGUGAACAGUAGUGAGAGCCUCCCUCCAUCCUCCUCAGUCAACGACAUCUCCUCCAUGUCCACUGACCAGACUCUGGCCUCUGACACAGAUAGCAGCCUGGAAACCUCUGCAGGACCCCUCGGUUGUUGCAGGUGACUAGCCGCCUGCCUGCGUAACCCGAUGUUCUUCAGAAGGUGAAAUGCUACAGAACACGAAAAAAAAAUAACAGAUCAGCCUGCGUCUUCAUUAUAAAAUAAAAAAAAAUAAGAGAGUGGGAAAAAAAUAACAAUUUCAUGCAGAAAUGUAUAUUUAUUAACGUCUAGUUGCUUUGCUUAUAACCUCCUUCAUAUGGCAUUGAAAAAGUAAAAAUAGCAAAAAAAAAAGCUUAGACGGGCAUCUGUAAAGUGUAAAUUACUGGCUGAAUACCAACAACCCUGCAAGCUUCUGUACUGAUAUGGCAAGGUGGGCCCCUUCUUUUGUGAUUAUUACAAACCUCUAUAGCCCCAAUGUCAGUUACUAUUUAUUACAUUACUAAAACUAGAUGUUUUGCCAGCUCCAAUAACGAAUUAACCCUUCUGAAAUGAACAUACUCAUGCACUGUAUGAGACUACACUGGGGAAGGCUUGUACAGCAUCCCUUUGUACAUAUGUAAUUCUGUACAGCUGAUAUGUAGAACAAGUGGGACUAUUGGCCAGUAUUGGAUUAGCUGCAGACCUUGCCAUAUCAUAUCUUUGACCUUAGUUGCCCUUGCCUGUAGUCCUGCAUGAUUAAAAUUUUAAUAAUAUGAUAAAUACGUAUGAAGAUUUUGUUUAUAAACCAUGUAAGUGAAAUUUGGCCAGGUCAAGAACACGAGAGUUUUGGCAACAGUUGUACCUGAGUUGCAGGGGCGAAGGUGAAUUACUGUCAUAUAAAGAGCUCAAAAAUUUA
Molecule: messenger RNA, 2511 nt
Organism: Lepisosteus oculatus (spotted gar)
Lineage: Eukaryota; Metazoa; Chordata; Actinopteri; Semionotiformes; Lepisosteidae
Source: RefSeq, a predicted model, not a curated record